GGAAAUUUGAUAAACUAGUAGUAUCUCCAUUUUUCUCUUUACCACCAGUUGCUCCAAGAACCCAAAAAAAAUGGCCAACGAUGUUCCAGAUUACUACAAAAUCCUACAAAUAGAACGUUUCUCACACAUAAAUACCAUCAAGAAACAGUACAAAAAGCUAGCUUUAACCUUACAUCCUGAUAAAAACCCUGAUACAGUUUCCGAGGAUGCGUUUAAGGUUGUUAAUGAAGCGUUUAGUGUUUUAUCUGAUAAGAUUAGAAGGAAAGAGUAUGAUGUUAAGCUUAGAAUUGCUAUGCAAUCAGCUUUAUUGGCUGAGGGUACUGAAACGACGUCGUUUUGGACGAAGUGUUCGAGUUGUGGAUUGGUGCAUCAGUUUGACAGGAAGUAUUUGGGGCAUAAUUUGAUGUGCCCAAGUUGUAAAGAAAUUUUUGUGGCGAUUGAGGUUGAAGACAAGAACGACGACGACAAUAACAUACCCAGUGUAAUUCCAGAAGUGGGGUCUGAGGAGGGUAGAGAAGCUGUUUCUGAUAGACCCUUGGCUCAGGAUGGUGAAUAUGUUGGGGGUGAUGAAGGUUUGAUGGGGACAAGAAUGAGUGCUAGGGUUAAGGCUAGGAAAAUUGGAAAUUUCGGUUUUUCAAGAAAAAGGGUGUUAGGGGGGAAGAGGAAGAUGGUGAGGGUUGGGGUGGUUUCUAAGAGAUCAAGUGGAAAAAUGACAAGAAAUGUUGAUGAAAUUGGUCUUGGAACUGAGGUUGAAAGGGAAAAAGUAAGGAAUGUGGAUAUGGAAGGAGAUGCUGAGAGCAACGAUGGUUUGAUUAAAGGGUUGAGGUUAUGGACUAAAGGUAAGGUGAAAAGUGUGGGUGAAGGGGAAGACACAAUGACAAGAAAUGCUGAUGUUGAGAGCGACGAUGGUUUGAUUAAAGGGUUGAGGUCAAGGACUGAGAAGGGUAAGGUGAGGAAUGUAGGUGAAGGGGAAGACACAAUGACAUUAGCUGAGAUGCAAAUGUUAGUGAAGAAGAAGGUGAAUAAGGAAAAGAUGGGGGUAAAAGAUAAGGGGGAAGAAAAGGAGGAGAAUGAGAAGGCGAUGAAGGUUGGUUUAAUGGAAAACGAAAGUGAGAAAAGAAAGGAGGUGGAUUUGAGUUUGAUAGAAAAGGAAGAUGAUGUAGAGAUGGAGACGCUGAUCGCAAGGGUGAGAGAGAAAAGGAUGAGGCGUAGUAAAGGGUCAAGGCAGGGUGAUUCAGAGAUAACGGCAGAGAAUGAGAAGGCGAUGAAGUUUAAUUCAAUGGAAAAGGAAACUGAGAAAAGAAAGGAGUUGGAUUUGAUUUUGGUAGAAGAGGGAGAUGAAGUGGAGAUGGAGACGCUGAUUGCUAGGGUGAGAGAGAAAAGGAUGAGGCGUGGGACGUUAAAGGGGGAUGGAGGAAGAAGAAGGGAUUUCAGUAGCAAGAUGAGUAGUAAAGGGUUAAGGCAGGAUGAUUCAGAGAUAAUGGCAGAGAAUGGGAAGGAGGAAAAUGAGAAGGCGAUGACGUUUAAUUUAAUGGAAAAGGACUGUGAAAAAAGAAAGGAGACAAAUUUGAGUUUGGUAGAAGAGGAAGAUGAAGGGGAGAUGGAGACGCUGAUUGCCAGGGUGAGAGAGAAAAGGAUGAAGCGUGAGACAUUAAAGGGGGGUGGAGGAAGAAGAGAUUUAAGUAGCAAGAGGUGUGGUAAAGGGUCAAGGCAGGAUGAUUCGGAGAUAAUGGCGGAGAAUGAGAAGGCGAUGAAGUUAAAUUCUAUGGAAAAGGAAGAUGAGGAAAGAAAGGAGAUGAAUUUGAGUUUGAUAGAAGCGGAAGGCGAAGUGGAGAUGGACUCGCUGAUUGCGAGGGUGAAGGAUGGAGGAAGAAGAAGGGAUUUAAGUAGCAAGAGGGGUGGUAAAGGGUCAAGGCAGGAUGAUUCGGAGAUAAUGGCGGAGAAUGAGAAGGCAAUGAGGUUAAAUUUAAUGGAAAAGGAAAGAGAGGAGAUGAAUUUGAGUUUGAUAGAAGAGGAAGACGAAGACGAAGUGGAGAAGGAGUUGCCGAUUGCGAGGGUUAGAGAGAAGAGGAUGAGGCGCGAGGCGUUAAAGAUAGAUGGUUUAGAGGAUGGGAAAAGAAGAAGAGAUGUAAGUAUCAAGAAGGGUACUUUAUCAAAAAGUAGCAAGAAGGGUAAAGGGCAUAGGGAGGAUGAUUUGGAGAUAGUGGCAGUGGAAAGUUUUGAUUUUUAUAAUUUUGACAAGGAUAGAGUAGAGAGGAGUUUCAAGAAAGGACAAGUAUGGGCUGUUUAUGAUGAUGAUGGAAUGCCAAGGGAUUAUGCUUUAAUUGAUGAGGUUAUUUCUGUGCAUCCCUUUGAGGUGAGAUUGAAUUGGUUGGAGUUUCAAAGUAAUAGUGAUGAGGCACUACUGCAUUGGGGGAGAAUGGGUUUUCAUAUUUCUUGUGGGAAGUUUAAGGUGUCUAGGCAGGCUUUGGUUAAAUCUUUGAAGAGGUUUUCCCACGUUGUUGAUAGUGAAAGAGCAGCAAGAGAGUUGUAUAGGAUUUACCCCUCGAAAGGUUCAAUAUGGGCAGUGUAUAAAGAGACCGCUUUAGAUGAGGAUAAACAAUGUUAUGAUAUUGUUAUUUCUUUGAGUAGUUACACUGACAUGUAUGGUGUGAGUAUUGCAUAUCUGGAAAGAGUUGAUGGGUUCAAGACUAUUUUCAAGAGGAGAGAGGUAGGGGCUCAUGCUGUUAAAUUGUUAGGAAAGGAUGAGCUUAGGUUGUUUUCACAUCGGAUUCCUGCGAGGAAGCUAUCUGAUGAAGAAGCCUCAAACAUCUCCAAGAACUGUUGGGAACUGGAUCAUGCUUCAUUGCCUCGCGAGUUACUAGCUAUUACCGGGGGAAGCUAAAGAGUAUGAGAAUCAGAUGGAAAUGGACUUCUUGCACUGAGCUAUUGCCUGUUGAGUACCCAUUUAGUCGGCAAAGAUGUCUGAGGAAAGUGUGUCAAAGUAGUCGGAGAAGUAUAAGAUGCAGGUCGUUGAAGAAAGCACCAAUGUCUCUGGAGUAGCAGGAGGAGCAAGUGGAAGAUCGAUCCCAGAGUAGUGACAACAGUUUUCUGGAAGUUUCGCCUUUAGAUUUUGGAGACUUCGCUUCUCCUCCUUGAAAUCUGUCUUUGAUGGUCAAUCGCUCUUAUGUUUGUCAUAUUUACUCGAGAAAUAGACCAUUUGAUCAUUUGUUCAUCAGUACUGGAUUCAGCAGGAUAGCCAACUACUGUACUCUAUUAGGAACUGCAGACUCAGUUAUUUGUUAGGCAACUUUAAGUUCUGAAGGAAAUAUAUGGAAAUUCUUUAGAAGUAUAUGAAGUAUGAUUAGUAGAAAACAUUCCAAUAGCAUAGGGGGUUUUGCUAUUUCCAGAUUCAAAACUUAAUCAAGGGACCUGCUGGCAUGACAAAUUAACAGGGUGUCAUAUAGACUAUGUUCCAAGUUAUAUAUGUACCAAUUCU
This is a messenger RNA of Lycium barbarum (goji berry), 3478 nucleotides long. RefSeq lists its product as uncharacterized. The transcript is spliced from 3 exons. The record is from RefSeq and is a predicted model, not a curated record. Bases 71 to 2884 code for a protein of 937 amino acids. Lineage: Eukaryota; Viridiplantae; Streptophyta; Magnoliopsida; Solanales; Solanaceae.